AAGCGCUGACCAAAGUGAGGACCUGGGUGCUGGACAGGCGUGCCUUUCAGGUGAUUAUGAUGAAGACCGGGAAGGAUAAGAAUCAACAGUACAAGAAGUUUCUGCAGAGUGUUCCUUUACUUCAAAACCUAAACGAAGAGCUCAUCGGAAAGAUUGCGGACGCGAUUGAAGUGGACUACUACCCGGCCGGUGACUACAUCUGCCGACAGGGCUGCUCUGGCGACUCGUUUUACAUCAUAAGCUCGGGUUCAGUGAAAGUAACGCAACAUAACUUCAUCGGCGAGGAGACGCUGCGGACACUGAAAGCGGGCGACUAUUUCGGCGAACAGGCGCUCCUCGUGUCGUCCAACCCGUCAGCCCUGCGCACCGCCAACGUUGUGUCCCUCGACUGCGAGUGUCUGGUCCUCGACCGCACAAACUUCCACUCACUUAUCGGUGAUCUCAAUGAACUCAAGACAAAGUAUUACGAGGACAGGGAUGUGUUUCACUGUCUGGAGAACUCGGAGAGCGACGACUGCGUGGACCCGUCGGUGGCUGACCUGAAACUGGUGCUUAGAGGCGACUCUCUGGACGAUGCGCUCGUUGUUGAUGUGCUGUUCCUGACG
Oppiella nova is the source of this 605-nucleotide messenger RNA. Lineage: Eukaryota; Metazoa; Arthropoda; Arachnida; Sarcoptiformes; Oppiidae. The record is from the annotation of a GenBank genome assembly.